Messenger RNA from Toxoplasma gondii ME49, 2229 nucleotides. RefSeq lists its product as hypothetical. Lineage: Eukaryota; Apicomplexa; Conoidasida; Eucoccidiorida; Sarcocystidae. The transcript has a single exon. The record is from RefSeq and is a predicted model, not a curated record. Bases 1 to 2229 code for a protein of 742 amino acids.
AUGUCAAGCUUGCGUGCUACCAACACCUCUGUGGCGGGAUCCACUCGUCUUUUAUUGACAGUCGCGGUCAUCGUGAUAGGCGUUGUCUUCGCCCCCACACCUCGGACAGCUCAAGCAGCCGUUGAGAGACGUUUGUCUGUUGAUGGGGACGCAACGCAGGCGAAAUCGUUCCUGCCUCAAACAUCCACCGAGGAUGAAUUCUGGCAUGAGCAGUCGCGCGUCCUGCAGCGUCGGUCGCCGAGGUUUGGAUUCCUUGGCAGGAUGGAUGACGAAAGCACCAAGGAGUUGGAAGGCACUGUCGACGUUUCAGGCGAUGCAGAAGAUGCAGUGAAGACUUUUCCAGGUGAUAACGUGGACAACAGCAACGGUUUGGCUGUUGAUGAAUAUUUUGAGAGGCACCACUCAGCUGACAAUAUGGAAGGUGACACAGGCUCGGAGAUGCCACAGGGUACCAAGACUACAGCAAGCGCAGAGCAAGAAAGAGACUUGCCAGCUAAAGACAGGCUGAACAUAGAGAUCGAAGACGCUUCAACAACCCGAGACGCUGCUUCCGGAGGGACCUCCACCACGGAAGGCGCGCAACCGGAAUCUGUCGCAGAUGACGAGUUGCCAAUGGAUGAGACAGACUACACGCCCGGUAAUACGUCUCUUUCCGAAGGGGAGGAGACAGAAGGCGUGACAACGAAUGGGUUCAACAGCAAAACCGCAGACGCACGUGAAAAUAUUGAGAGACAGCAUGGAGAAAUGAGGGCGCAACACAACGUAUCUCUGACUCAUGGGCGUGAACAGGAAUUGGAUGCUGCGAGGAUGUAUCGAGAAAAGGAAGAUGAACAAGAGUUACAAACUACUGAACUCAACGAACAGGCGGCAGCAGAACAGGACCAGGUAGCACAGGAUGCUAUUGCCGUAGUCGGCCAACACAGGGGAUCUGAGGACGGCCAGAUACAGCACAUGCAUUCUCAAUCUCAACUGACACAGACGGAUUCGGGCAGCAAGAGCCUCCCAGCCGACAAGCCAGCGGACGGAGAAGCAUGGGAAGUGAUGCCGGGCUUGGUUUCUAUGGACGGUGGCGACACCGUUAUGCGUAGCAAGACGGAGACAAAUGUGAAUUUAGAGCGAUCACAGAGUGUCGAAGGUGAAGCCAAUGAGACAGGUGCUUUGGUCGACAGCGAACAGAAAGGAGAGAGCGUGGUUCCGGUGGCCGCUUCUGCCGGGAUGAUGGGCAACAAUCCAGAAGAAGCUGCUAUAAAUGAAAGUCCUGUAGUGUCACAUCCGCAGUCAACGGAAUCUCUUGAAAGCCCUGACGAGCUUAGUACUGACGUUUUCGGUCGAAGAGACUUCGAGUUUAGUCGUUCUGUCUCAGUGGACAGGUACUCUAACGAGGAUAGCCUUGCGGAGCCUAAUGCAACUGACCGGCGUGACGAUCCUGUGGCUCCUGCGCCAGAGUUGACCAAGGUUACGGAGGGCAAGGCGUCCAGGGGGCAACGAAAGGUGAAAACAGCAGCUUCGUUGAAUCGAAUUCCGCCUCCACCAGCACAAUCACGCCAGUCGAAACCAGCUGCUGAAGAUGUAUCUUUCACGGCGGAGCCAACACAACACACCUUACAAGAUCCUCAAGCCACAAGCGGAUUGCCCGGUGUAGUGCCAACCCGGGGCAUUCUUUCCCUAGUGACAGCUGCACGCAUCCUCGAGCUCAAACCCUUGUUGGACUUCGGAAAGGCCAUGAUGGGUGGGGUGGGUACCAAAGCAUCACUGCCCGUCCCUGCAAGCGAGCAGCAGGUGGAGGCUUCACGGUUACACCAACACCUCGAGCAAUCCAUUCGUCUUGCUGAGGAUUACAUUAGAAAGUAUUUUCCAGAGAUUGGUUCCGCAAGUGGUAACCAGUUCCAGAAGGCUUGGAAAGUGUUGCCAUUUUUAGAGGCGACAAGGCAGCGGCCAUUUGACGAAGACAACUCUGUCGACCUUGGUUAUAGUGACUACGUUGAUCUGGUAGACGGCGUCGUGGAAGAUACGACGAUAGACGACCUCUACAGUACUCUAAGGAAUAUAAUUCCUCACCUCAGCCCUUUCAGUCAGGGAACCCAGCUAAGGAUCCCAUCCCUAGUGCCCAAGAACAGCACCAACGUACCGGCUGUUAUCAACAGUUUCGUGCAAGGCGGCAGUAGUUCCUCCACCCACCAAGUCCCAAGCAGUUCCUUGCGGCCGAUAGUUUCUGCAAUCCAGAAGUGA